This is a messenger RNA of Nilaparvata lugens (brown planthopper), 6484 nucleotides long. RefSeq names its product RNA-binding protein fusilli (gene fus). The transcript is spliced from 15 exons. The record is from RefSeq and is a predicted model, not a curated record. Gene Ontology annotation, cellular component: ribonucleoprotein complex; nucleoplasm. The coding region runs from base 691 to 2718 and encodes 675 amino acids. NCBI's taxonomy places the organism in Eukaryota, Metazoa, Arthropoda, Insecta, Hemiptera, Delphacidae. Gene Ontology annotation, biological process: regulation of RNA splicing. Gene Ontology annotation, molecular function: mRNA binding.
UAGGGGACCGCCAAGUGCGAGAGUGAGAGAGAAAUGAAGUUAUGAGGGUGCGACAGAGAGGUGUUUCACCUUUACCUUUGGUGGCUUCAUGGUUCGGAAAACUACACCUCACAAGUUGAAGUUGAAACUUGGUGUAUAGAACUAGCCAAUUUCCCUAUAAAAGUUGUUAUAUUAGAGAAGUAUUGAGAAUGAAGUAUUGGAUACGGUGGGGAUGGUGACGUUGCUUUGGAGGGGUCGCCAACUACAAGAAUUCUCAGAGUGAAACCAGUUGAAACGACCGUGUACUAGUAGACUUUUAGUCUAGUACCAGUAAGGUGUCGUGUGUAACUUCGUGCGCGGUCCGUGCUUCGAUUCCCAAAUAAUUUCAACCAAAAACCAAGUUCAAAUGUGCUAGCAUUUAUCGAAAAUAGCACGGUUAUCACGAUUUUUAAAAGCAGAACUAAUUAGAGGUGAUAGAUGGCUAGCAUGAAGUGAAAUUAUUGGACGGCUUCGAAUCCUGUGGCUCGUUCGUUUGAUACGGUGUCCACGCAAUCCACAACUAAAACUGUUUUUAAUUUAGAUGUCUGCACGAUGCAAGCACAUGUCUCGUCCUGGUGACGCAGACGGCAGACUAAUACGGCUUUGAUUGGACGUCUGCAACUCCUGUCCUCGCUUUAGUGACCAAGUCAGUGAAUCGAUCCCGGCACCAAGAUGAUGGGAAAUCAGACUCUGUGCGCCCUCUAUGUGGCCACCGCUGGGCUACAAGGCAAUGCCCUCGGCUCUGAUGAGGAGGAGAUUGUGCUCCUCAUCUAUACCAUCAUCGACAUCACUAGGAAUAAGGUGAUCGGAAUGCAGCAAUACGUGGUGAAGCCUUCCUCAGCUGAUGUCAAUGACAACUUGCUAUCUGAUCAACUAGUUCAAGAAUCAUUCAUCACUGAAGAAAUGGUCAAAACUAAUGGAGUAUCCCUGGAAUCUGCCAUCAAACAGUUCGACGAGUUCAUUCGGUUGUUACAAAUAGACCCAGAUUCGCCGUUAUUCAAAUUCAUCACAGAUGGGCAACUGCCACUCCGGCAAUGUCUGCUCCCUGAAGCUUGCACCAAAGGCAUCACUCUACCUGACUACUACUGCUCCUUCUAUGACCUCAGGAAGCACUUCAGCCACUUCUACAACGUGCCUGAAGACCAGGAGUUCAAAUCUGUUAAAGAUCUCGUUGAUUAUCUCGGCAUGCCACAUGAACUAAACUCAGAUUUAUACAUAGGUUGCGUACAGGAUAUGGUUAACAUCAUUCUCAGACUAAUAGCUGAUGGACACAGCUUCAGUAACCCGGAAACAAUACAGAUAAAACUAGAACCAGGAAUAUGCUCCAAAGACGAAGAAGUUGACAAUAAUUGUGUUGUCCGCGCUCGGGGACUUCCAUGGCAAUCGUCUGAUCAGGAUAUCGCUAAAUUUUUCCGGGGUCUUAAUAUCGUCAAGGGAGGAGUUGCACUGUGCCUAAGUCCUCAGGGAAGAAGGAACGGCGAGGCGCUAGUGAGAUUUAUAUCUCAGGAACAUCGAGAUUUGGCGCUAAAACGGCACAAGCAUCACAUCAGUGAUCGGUAUAUCGAAGUGUAUAUGGCAACAGGUACCGACUUCGUCAUGGUUGCCGGAGGUUGUAAUAAUGAAGCUCAAGCUUUCCUGAAGAAGGGUGCCCAGGUCAUCAUUCGGAUGCGAGGUUUGCCCUAUGACUGCACUGCGGAAGAAGUUCUGGAGUUUUUCGACCGUGGAGAGAAUAGUUGCAAAGUGAUGGAUGGCACGGAUGGGGUACUUUUCGUGAAGAAGCCGGACGGCAGAGCGACAGGGGAUGCGUUUGUGCUAUUCGCCGAGGAUGAGGUGGCUCCCAAAGCACUCAGUAAGCACCGCGAUCUCAUUGGCUCCAGAUACAUCGAACUUUUCAGGAGCACAACCGCCGAAGUUCAGCAGGUUCUGAACCGGUCAAUGGAUCCGAAGACGUUCGAGGUGACUCCAACCCCCCUGCCGCUCCCCGCCCUGCCCCAGCCCAUGCCUCUCCUUCCCCAGCACGUGAUCACGUCUGGCACUCGCAAGGACUGCGUCCGUUUACGGGGUCUUCCUUACGAGGCACAGGUCGAGAACAUUCUCGAAUUCCUCGGCGAACAUGCUAAGAACAUAGUUUUCCAGGGCGUUCAUAUGGUCUACAACACUCAGGGACAGCCUUCGGGCGAAGCAUUCAUCCAGAUGGACUCAGAGUCGUCAGCAUUCAUGACGGCGCAACAGAAGCAUCACCGUUACAUGUUCUACGGCAAGAAGCAGCGAUACAUAGAGGUAUUCCAGUGCUCAGGCGACGACAUGUCGAUGGUUCUGACGGGCAACUACCCGGCCACUUCACUGCCCACCUCAGCUGUUUCGCCGGUCGCCAAAACACUGCUCAGUCCCGGCGGCACAAUCUUGAGACUGCAACCUGCUCCGCCGUUGCAUUUUGUGCCCCCCCAGGCACUGAUGGGCCGUCCCCCUGUUCCUGGUGCUGCUCCCCCCUUCCUCUACUGGGCUGCUUAUCCGUCACCACCUGUUUCACCCCCGCAGCCGCCGCCCCAUCAUCUGGUAAUCAUGCCGCGGUCUGACUUUCUGCACUCAGUUCCCGCCGAGUGGAAUAUGGAUUACUUGGGCGUAAAUCAACAAUGGGGCAAUGGACAGCCAUUUGGUGAGUAUAAAUUAGGAGUCGGUAUUCAUUCGGCAGUCGCUUGAAAGAGAAAGAAAGGACAAUUCAUCACCCGUUGUGUAAAAUCUCUGGUCGACGCUCUUCCAAAGAAAAACGACCGUUUAUUAUUAACCAGGUGUCAAGCCAGGUGCUAAUUAUGCUCAAAGAACUUAGAUGUUGACCUCAAUUUAUUAUGAAUUGAGCUGUAAUUUUAGUGAAUGAAUAAUUCCCUUCAAGAGGAAAUUAUUAAAAGAAAUUUGUUGUUAUGUAAAAAUAUAUAAAAAUAUUAUUCAUACUUUAUCAAAUGUAUAUUAUAAUAUUUGUUUAUGAGGUAGAGUACCUACCUUUUCGUUUGAAGUGUGUAUUUUGUGUUUCCUUAUGUAGCUAUAAUAGUCUCAUGACAUAUCUCAAGAUUUGUUUUGAUAUACUUAUCAAUUAAUUCCACCUGCAAAUUCGCUAUUUUCCUAAAGCAAAUUCGAACAAUCAGAGUUCAAAUUUAAUCUCUCAGGCAGGAAAAUGACAAUUUUAAAGAAUUGAUGAAAAGUCAAUGGUCAAAAAUUGAGCAUUUUAUGGAUGACUGAGUUGAUUUUGACGCGGACUAGUGAAAAAGUGCUAUUGAGGAAUGACUCAAGGACUCAAUGCAAAAGGCUCAAAGGAGAAGAGAUUGCCAACUUGAAUAGCAAUUUAUCAUUUCAGCAGGAAAUUGUGACUUGUUAUUAUUCAAAAAUAAUAUAAAUUUUAUGUGAAACUGACUGAUAAUAUUCAAUCCAACAUUUGUUAUUCUGUUUUUUGUUGAACUUGGUCAUUUUAGAAUUACUAGACCUGUUAAACCAAAGUGUUUAUUUGUUAUGUUUCUUUCUUGAUUAUUUGAGGUCAAGUAUGACCACUUAUGUUUUCUUCUGAUACUUUAUGUAAUUAAUUUAAUAUAUAUAUAUAUAUAUAUAUAUAAUUAUAUAGUAUCUACAAAUUCAUAAUAUUCAAGCGAUUUUAAUUUUUAUCAUCUUAUUUCUAUCAGUUAUUGCCUCAGAUGUUUAUUUACGUUUAUUCCAUUAUAAAGUAUUUUAUCUGAUUGAAAUAUUAGUUUGUAGAUAUCUAGCUGUUAUUCGCUAAGUUGUUGAUUGUCUAGUAUAGGAAUAUAGUUUAGCCUUCUUCAGUUUGGGUGCUGUUGAGUAAGAGCCUGAUUGAUUUUUCUACGCUUAGACUUAUUGAAAGCUCUUGUAAUUCGUUUGGUCGAUCUCAGUUAUGUUCAACUAUUGAUUGACGCAUAUUCAUUGAAUGUUUGUUAUUAGUCUAUGUUAGGGUUAUUGGAAGUCUUUUGUGACUGUGAUGUUCAAAAUUACCGACAAUACGCAAUGGAAGAAAACAUUUGUAAUUGAAGAAGACCAAAGGAUUUUCAGGUAUACUCAUCUAUACGGCUAGAUCCAUUCCAUUAUAGUCAUUAAUAACACUGUUAAGUUGUGUUACGGAUCUAGUUAGAUAGUUGACAUAAAAUGCCGGGAUCAAUGAUCUUCUUAGAAUUCGUUUUUGGACACACCCAACAAUUUGUGAAUGGAGUUACAACAGAUGUAUUCCCACUCCAUGAUCAAGUGUGAUGUGUUUUCUUGCUUGAGAACUUUCAAGACAUGCUACUUGUAUAUUUUGAUAGAAUUUCGAUAAUUCUAUAAUUUUCCAAUAUUACUGUAUGAGUCUAUUGAAUGUUUGUUAUCAUCAUUAUUACUAAUUCAAUGGUAAUUGAGUACAUCCUGCCAAAGAAAACUUUUGAAGGGGAAUCACUCGAAACUCCUCAUUGUGCAAUAAUAUUUAUUAUUAAUCUUUGAGGAAAACAUCAGAUAUUGGGAAGAUUGCAAUAGGUUGUCUCUUGUAAAUCCAAGAGUUUUUGAAGGCACACUCUAGUGUUGAUUGAAUAAUCAAGGAAGUGAUUGUUAUAUUUUCCUAUAAUGUUGUUGGAUAAUUAAUUUUAUAAUUUAUAUUAUAUUUGAACUUUGAUGAACUUAUACUGUACAUAGAUUGAGAACAAUUGAUUAAUUGACAGAGUGGUUGAAAUUCUAAUGGAAUUUAAUUUGCCAACUCCACCAUUGAUGAAUAUAAGUUGUGAGAUGUUUUGAGGGUUGUUACGGGAAAAGUACCAGGAUCUGUAAUAGAUAUAAGCAUUCCAUUUGUGAUACGUAUAUGCCUAUAAAUACUAUUAACUCUCUUCAACUAGGCUACUCGAAAUAUAAAGAAGAAAUAUCUCAAUGAUAGAGAUCUAUGUUAUGUAAAGUUAUAUGUUUACAAAUUGUAGUCAUUUACAAAAAAUGAGUUGUAUCUUCAUUCACAGAUUUAAUAUUUUAGUGAAAUGUGAUAGUUUGUAAGUAAAUUAAUCGUUUGUACAUAAUUAUUCAUCAUUCCAAGUCGUAAGGUUGGCAUAAUUUCCCUGAAAGCAAAUGUUGAAGAACCAGAAAAAGAUUCUCAAAUUCAUUGCUUCAAAUGCAGCUAUUCGUAAUAUUCACUAGGUUACAAGAUUGAAUUGGAGAGACUUUUCAAGCUAUCCAACUUGCAAUGCAAACGGUCUAUUAUUUGAAUUCAAUAUUUUAAAAUAAUUAUAUGACCAUACAAGUUCAUGAAAAAUUGUCAGUUGAAUAGGACUUCUUGAUGCUUAUUUUGUAGUCCUCGUCUUAUGAACCAAUUUUGUUUGGUUUUUGCAUUUUAUAAAUCUUCUAUUAUUUGAGAUUGUUUAAUAGAUUUUUUCUAUUCCCAUCUCUUUAUUACAUCCAUCAAUAAUGCUUGGCUAUUCAAUUAUUUAAAAAUGCACUGAAUUCUAUUCUCAUUGAUUUAUGGCAAAUUACCAAAUUUUAGAGUAUGAUGGGAAAUUAUUCUUACCUACAUUGAUCGACAUUGUUUAUAAGCUUUUAUUUUAUUCUUAGUUCCGUGAUUUGAUUAAAAUGAAUGCACCAAGAAAAUUCUUUUAUGUACAAGAAAAAUAGAACUUUCGUCCACAGGUGUAAAAAUUUCAAAUUCAACUAUUGUUUGCUUUAUAUUAACAGAAAUACUCACUUAAGAAAUUUUACUUAAUUGAUGAUCUUCGGAUAUGCAAAAAAAAUAUUUUUCACCUAAAAUUAAGCAUAUAAAUUACGAAAGUACAAGAACUUUCUGAGUUAUUGGAUGUGGAUGAUCGAUUUUGUGAAAUUUUUUCUUGCAUUAGCAAUAUUAUUAUAACAAAAAAUACAAUAAUUAUGACAAUAAUAGUCAGUAGAUUUCAAUAAUAAACUUUUAGAGAUAGAAUCUAUUUGAUGUAGUUGAUAAAGUUCCAUUGGAAUCUCUUGAGAAUGACAUGCAUAUUUAUUUAUCUAAACAAUCUGUUGCAUAAGAUCAAGACUUGAAAAUUUAUUAUGUUGCACAAAACUUUAAAAAAUACAAAAAACUAUAUUCACCUCAUCGCAAAAACCUAUUCCGUGAUUGAAAUGUUUCUAUCAUGGUAUAAAACCAUACCCUCUAUGAUAGAAAGUGUUUCGUGUUUUUUUAAAACUUGAUUCCUUGGAUGAAUUUCUCCUCUUCAAUAGAAAUUCUUUAUGCAACUUACCAUUUAUUUUUAUAUUCCAAAACCUUUCAUGAGGAGAAACGUUUAGUGCUUCAGUUAAUUGUUAAUAAUAAUUCUUUUUAUAUUUAUUUAGAGGUUUUUAAAUCCUUUGAAACCUUAUUUUGUGCAGUGAGAUAAAAGGAUUAACAAUGAAAUCACUAAGUCUUCCAUUGAAUUUUAUUCAGACAAAUAUUAUUGUAUGAUCUAAGUUCUAUAUAUUCGGUUUUUAUUCUGAAAUAAACAUGAAUUAAGAAUAA